CGGACCAUUGUCGCAGUACCAUCAUCGGUGGAACGCAUGCUGGAAAAGUCAUUGGCUAGCACCACGGAUGUGAUCAUAUACGACCUGGAGGACAGCGUACCACCCUCUCCCGCAGAUAAGAAGAACGCAAGAGCCCGGCUUCAUCACUUUCUGUCUACGCGCUCAGACAGCCUUCCGUCGCCCGAGCGGAUCGCCGUGAGACUGAACUCGAAUGCAACAGCGUUUUUCGAGGAUGAUAUCCAGCAAGCGCUCUCCUUUCCGUGCGUGCGCACGCUCGUCCUCCCCAAGAUCCACUCCGCGCAAGACCUGCACUAUAUCUCGGAGCAAAUACACGCCGCAUCCCAGAGGCACGCCUUCCGAAAGUCGGGAUCACCGCCUGUGAGACUCGUAGCGAGCGUCGAGAGCGCACGGGCGAUGUACAACCUCGGUGAGAUCGCGGCGUGGAAGUCCACUUGGGGACCGGUCACGGGAGGAGAGUUGUCAGCAUUACUGUUCGCGGCGGAAGAUUACUGCGCGGACACGGGCAUAAUCCGCACCACGUCUCGUCAAGAGCUGCUGUAUACUCGUUCUCAUGUCGUCGUCACGGCGAAAGCAUUCGGGCUCGGUGCAAUUGACAUGGUGUGUGUCAACUACAAAGACCUCGACUAUCUGCGCGACGAAUGCGAAGACGGGCACAGGCUUGGAUUUACGGGAAAGCAAGCAAUCCAUCCCACCCAGGUCGAAGUGAUCCAGUCCACAUUCGUGCCAAGUUCUAAAGAAAUUCUGCGCGCCGCUCGCAUCUUGAAACAAAUGGGGAAAUCCCAUCUACUGAACCGGGGAGCUGCUGGCUUGGAGCUCGAAGGAGGAGGUAUGGAGAUGAUUGACGCACCUAUGAUCAAGCAGGCAUGUGGCUCGGCUGAGAACGUCGUGCGCAUCGCCAAGGCCGCCGGCUUGCCCAUCCCUGAUGUAAAGUGA
Molecule: messenger RNA, 954 nt
Organism: Epithele typhae
Lineage: Eukaryota; Fungi; Basidiomycota; Agaricomycetes; Polyporales; Epitheliaceae
Product: citrate lyase beta subunit
Exons: 9
Biological process (GO): oxaloacetate metabolic process
Molecular function (GO): catalytic activity; magnesium ion binding
Source: RefSeq, a predicted model, not a curated record